UGCAAGGAUGGCACAUAAUGGAAGGCUUCUUAUGGAAAGUUCUCGGGAAAUUUUUGAAAAAUACCAUAUAGAUGAAGAGGUGGGCUUCGCUCUGCCAAAUCCACUGGAGGAGCUACCUCCGCCUUAUGAUGAAUGGAUUUCCAUCGCUAAAAAUCUGCCUGAACUGAUUGACAAAAAUGAGCUACGUAAAAAAGUUGACCAGUUAAAAAUUCACAGUAUUGAUGCCCUCAGAGAUCACAAGUCGCAGCGCCUUGCACAUCUGGCCCUGGGGUAUAUCACCAUGGCAUACGUGUGGAAUCAAGGUGAUGGAGAUGUUCGAAAGGUCCUGCCAGAGAAUAUUGCUGUUCCUUACUGUAAACUCUCUGAUAAGCUGGGUCUACCUCCUAUUCUGGUUUAUGCAGACUGUGUCUUGGCAAACUGGAAGAAAAAGGAUCCCAGUGGGCCUAUGACUUACGAGAACAUGGACAUUCUGUUCUGGUUUCCUGGUGGAGACUGCAGUAAAGGAUUUUUCCUGGUUUCACUGUUGGUGGAGAUAGCAGCUGCUUCUGCAAUCAAAGUAAUUCCUGAUUUAUUCAGGGCAGUUAAAAAUGAGGACCGGAAUACUAUGCAAAAAGCACUGCGUUAUAUAGCUUCUUGUCUGCACCAAGCACGUAAAGAGUUUGAACAAAUUAAUGAAUAUGUGGACCCCAGCACAUUUUUCAAUGUUCUUCGCAUAUACUUGUCCGGCUGGAAAGGCAACUCCCAACUGCCAGAGGGUCUGAAGUACGAAGGUUUCUGGAACACUCCAAAGGCGUUUGCGGGGGGAAGUGCAGCCCAAAGUAGCAUCUUUCAGUGCUUUGACGUUCUGCUGGGCAUCCAGCAGAGUUCUGGUGAUGUUCCUUCAGAAUCUGCUGCCAGAUUCCUCCAGGAAAUGAGAAACUAUAUGCCACCAGCUCACCAGGAAUUUCUUCUCUCAUUAGAGUCAGGCCCCUCAGUCCGUGAAUUUGUUCUUUCAAAAGGUGAUGAUGAGCUGCAGGAAGAUUAUAAUGAGUGUGUGAAAGCUAUGGUGUCCCUGAGAAACUAUCAUCUGCAGAUGGUGACUAAGUACAUUGUGAUUCCUUCAAACCAGCAAGAAAAUAAAGGAACUGGAGGCACUAGUGUCAUGACUUUCCUGAGGAGUGUAAGAGGUACAACUAAGAACUUCCUGCUGAGAGAUAAUUAA
Molecule: messenger RNA, 1201 nt
Organism: Neomonachus schauinslandi (Hawaiian monk seal)
Lineage: Eukaryota; Metazoa; Chordata; Mammalia; Carnivora; Phocidae
Gene: IDO1
Product: indoleamine 2,3-dioxygenase 1
Exons: 10
Coding region: 8-1201 (397 amino acids)
Biological process (GO): 'de novo' NAD+ biosynthetic process from L-tryptophan
Cellular component (GO): cytoplasm
Molecular function (GO): L-tryptophan 2,3-dioxygenase activity; heme binding; indoleamine 2,3-dioxygenase activity
Source: RefSeq, a predicted model, not a curated record